AUGAUGUCGUUUGGCAAGGUUUGUCUUGCGGGGCUCCUGAUCCUGGUCCACCUAAACCAUUGUAUCGGAAAUACGGACAGGACCAUCUACUACCGGAAUACCCCGCCCGAUCCCUUUGGUCACUACAACUUCGAGUUCCAGACCACCAAUGGCAUCACCACCAAGGGAGCCGGGAAUGAAAAUGGAGCCGUCGGCGUGGUUCAGUUCGUGUCCCUCGAGGGAAUUCCCGUGACCUUCUCCUACGUGGCCGAUGCGAAUGGCUACCAGCCCACCGGAGAUCUCAUUCCGGCCAUUCCGCUGCACGUCAUCCGCCAAUUGGAGUACAUCCGCUCACAUCCGCCGGUGGACGAGCGUCGGUCGAGGCGUUGGUAA
Drosophila takahashii is the source of this 372-nucleotide messenger RNA. The record is from RefSeq and is a predicted model, not a curated record. Lineage: Eukaryota; Metazoa; Arthropoda; Insecta; Diptera; Drosophilidae.